Equus quagga is the source of this 1077-nucleotide messenger RNA. Its product is annotated as serine protease 52-like. Gene Ontology annotation, biological process: proteolysis. The transcript is spliced from 6 exons. Gene Ontology annotation, molecular function: peptide-methionine (S)-S-oxide reductase activity; serine-type endopeptidase activity. NCBI's taxonomy places the organism in Eukaryota, Metazoa, Chordata, Mammalia, Perissodactyla, Equidae. The record is from RefSeq and is a predicted model, not a curated record.
AUGGUAGUUAACCUGAAGCAAGACUUCAUCCAGGGUAGGAUUGCCAAUAUUAAUGCCACCAUCAAAGACUUGAAGGAUGUUCUUUCAGAGCACGGCUGUGGCCUGAUCAUGACCGACAUCCGGGAGGGACAAACUUUCUAUUACGCCGAGGAUUACCACCAGCAGUACCUGAGCAAGAACCCCAACGGGUACUGCGGCCUUGGGGGCACUGGAGCGUCCUGUCUGCUGGUGACAUGUGGCCGAAACAUGAGGGACAAAUCUGAGAAGUCAGAAGCUUUGGGAAUCAUAGGUGGGGAACCUGCAGACAUUGUAGAUUUCCCAUGGCAUGUGAGUAUUCUUGACCAAGGGCGACAUCUCUGUGGAGGAUCGAUCCUCAGUGAGUGGUGGGUUCUAACUGCGUCCCAUUGCUUCAUAAACAAAAAUAAAUCUACCUUGGAGGUCAAACACGGUCAAGGAUUCUUUAACACCAAGAACUUGAGGAAGAUGCAAGUGGACAAGCUAAUUACUCACCCUUAUUUUGACAGCUGGCUCUUAGAUAAUGACAUCGCUCUGCUCUUGCUCAAAUCCCCACUCAACUUGAGUGCCAACGAAGCACCCAUCUGCCUUUCAGAGGUCACUGACAUACAGAGGUGGAGAAACUGCUGGGUGACUGGAUGGGACAUUGCUGGUGAGUUACUAUAACCUAACCCACUGCAUAAAGUCAACACUGACCUGGUCAAAUGGAACAUGUGCUCUGAAGUGAUGUCUAUGCUCACCAAGAACAUGCUGUGUGCUGGGAAUCCUCAAGGUGGGAAGGAUGCCUGCCAGGGUGACAGUGGGGGGCCUCUGGUUUGCCAGAAAAAACACAACAACAGCCUAUGGUACCAGCUGGGCAUUGUCAGCUGGGGAGUGGGCUGUGGCCAGGAGCAACUGCCUGGAGUGUACACGAAGGUGUCUAAUUAUCUGUUAUGGAUUAACACAGAGACCUCACUGUCAGGAAAGCCCUACAGGCACGCGCCAGACUCUGGGCACAGUCUGCUUCUAUCAUCCUGGGCCAUCUCGUUACUGUAUUUUGUGGUGCUUCUAUUAUGCCCAUGA